UUGACAGAUUGUAUGUUAUUUGAUUCACCAAUGUUUUUAUCCAUUUAACUUGAGGAGCUUUUCCUAGCUGAUAAGCAAUGUUUAUGAUCUGAUCAGUUCCCAUGUUUAAAGCUUCAGCUCCGUCUUUUCGCCAAUAUUUUCAAACAGUUUGAUAAUUGAUCCUUAUUCGCAUCAGAAUCAAUUGAUUGUGUUUUAGAUGGAUACUAAAACAUCGUUAGUAUUUAAUAAACUGUGUUUUAAUCCUUGCAAAAAUAACUCUUUGUUUAUUGUUGUUGUAAUGUUAUAUUAUCUUGACAUAACCUUAUGACUCGUUUUGUUUUUCACUUUUAAUCGCCUUUUUUAAACGGCUUUGCUUUGCUUAACCGUUCUGUUUUAAUCAUUUCAAUUUUUGUCUCAUCUGACGUUUCCAUUUAUCUCUUAACCCAAGUUUUAUGCAUUUUCUUAUGAUCUUUUAUUUUUGUGUCACUCUAUUUUAACGUAUUUUAAUUCAAAAAUCAACAUGCCAAUCAGUUCAGAAUCUCAGUUUAUUCCCUUCAAUUUGGAAAUGAUCUUAACUGGUAACAGGAAAGUUGAUACUGAUUUCAGUGAAUUAUUGAAACUUUUAUCAUCUUUAUUUGCACCACUUUACCUACUACAUGUUGAGAUAACUUCAAUAACUCAUUCUUCACCCAAGUUUUAUCUGGAAAAUGGAAAUUUUGUUUCUCGUGCUCCGUGUUCGUUUGCGACUAAAACGAUUGAUUUCUCUUCUCAUGGACCCAAUCCGAUUCUUUGGACUGGAAAAUUUGAGCUUGGACAGAGAAACCCGCAUGAAAUGGACUAUCUUUUACGUAACUUGAGUGCUAAGUUGCGUCCUGAGCUACAAGUUGAUCUGAUUUGGAGGUUCAGUAAUGACUAUUCUCCAGAGUUUCAAGAAUUAGUCGGUGUUGUUGCUUUUGACUAUAAAAGAGCUAGAGUUGAACUCAACUCAACAUCAUUUGCUUUUGGGACCAUUGUUAACGGAAAUCACUUUAUAUCACAUUUCCAAAGUAACCUGACAGGACAAGAAAGCCUCACUAUGGGCAUGAUGCCAAUCACUGAGAAAAACGUCCAUUUUAAUCACACCAGUGAAUUGAUCGAGCUACAAUUUCAUGUUUGUCGUAGACAAUUACUUUCUCAUGUACAUUAUAUUCAAGAAUUUCAACUUCGCUAUGGUUAUAAUUCAAUUGAAAGAGUUACCAUAUGUAAGAAAACUUCAGAAAUUAUGAUUCUUUACUUUCAUCUGUCUCGACCGCCUAAAAUUUUCACGGAUAAAUAUAAUCUCGAUGGAAGAGAUGUUUACAUCGAUAAAAGAAAUCUGAAUGAUGGCAGUGGUAGAGAUCGCUGGACAAGAUGGCAUGAUUGCUUUUUGAUUUCUCGAGAUAUUGUGGGUAAAUCAAAUGUUCUCAGAUUGGAAAUCCAAUCGAACACCUGUUCUAGGUUCCAAGCUGCUUUGUCUGCGCUUUAUGCCUGGAGACGAUUCAGUCCUCUCGAUAUUAGCUUUGGACCUGUUUAUGAAACUUCAUUUAAUGGGUACCAGGGAAGUUUCCCUGCAAAUUUACCUGAAGAUGUGAAUUACGGGAUAGAGUGUCUCACUUGUUUUGACUUCAGCUUUCAGAAUGAUCUGGAAUUCAAUAAUGGAGAUGCGAGUCUUUUCAACGAUUUUAUUCGUCAACAAGUAAACUUCUCCAAAAAUGGUCAAAUCGUUGAAAGUUUACACAGAUUGUUCUCUAGUUAUCGAUCUGGUAAAGUUCAUCGCGCUUAUGAAUAUUUCAAAUGGAUUUUCGAUCGAGUUUGCUGUGAGUGGGAAACUAUUAAAAAAAUGAGAGAUCGUCAAUUAUUGAAGACCAAAUUUCUAAGACGAUGCAUCCUUACUCCAACACGAGUCCUUCCCCUGCCAUCAUGUCCAUUCCAAAGCAGUCUUUUUCUUGAAUCUAUAAAUGCAGAUUAUGCAUUAAGAGCUUUAAUUCGAGAUGAAGACUUUUCUAGUCUCAGCUAUGCUGUUUCGGUUACACACUCUGACUCCUCUACGCCCAGAAAAAAGCCCAAUCCUAAUCACCCCAAUUACCGUCCAAAUCGUCGAGAAUACUUUUUGAGAAAGGUGAUUGAGGAUCGGCUAAUUGGUAAUGUAAAUGGUCUGCAAAUUGCUGGCCGUCUUUAUCAAUAUUAUGGCGCAUCAUCAUCUCAAUUCAGAGAAGGUGGAAUGAUGCUGUAUGCUCGAGAUAAUUUAGGACGAACUGCACAGUCCAUCAGAAGCUCACUCGGCGUGAUUAAUGAGAAAUCAGUCGCUAAAUAUGCAUCCAGGGUUGGCCUGAGUUUAAGUCAAGUCUUUGGUUUUGUAACCCUACCUCCAGGGUGUCAAAUUUAUAUUAUGUCUGAUGUUUGUGGUGGUCGACAUUCGCAAACUGGAAAACCUUAUAAUUUUACUGAUGGCUGUGGAGCGAUAUCCACUCAAUUGGCAUAUUAUAUUUGGCAAAAAUUGAAGGAGGAUGGAAUUCUGAAUGCUGAGUCUACUGAAGAACGCAUGCCCUCAGCUUACCAGAUCAGAUUCAUGGGGACGAAAGGAAUGGUUUGCAUCGAUACCGAACUAGAGGGAAUGACCAUAGUUAUUCGUGAAAGUAUGCUCAAAAUGAAAGCCCCUAAAAGUGAUCUUGGUAUUUUAAAAAUAAGUGAACCUCGAAGAGCUUACCUUAAUGCUCCCUUCAUAACGAUCUUGAACCAAAUUGGACUUCCGACAGAAUUUUUCAUGAAACUUUUGCUAGAAACUAUCGAAAAUUUGAUUGCUUCAUUUGAUGAUAGCGAUAUUGCAGUUUCUGCAUUAGAAAUGUUUGGAUCGCUUCAUCGUCUGAUAAAUUAUAAAAAGUUGGCUAGAGCUGGUUUUCAAUUGCAUCAUGAUCCAUUUUUCCGAUCAAUUAUCAUUCUGAUAUUCAAUCAAGGUUUGGACAUAAUUAAAAGAAAAGCCAGAAUUCCAUUGAAUAUGAAAGAUGCUCGAACAAUGUUUGGAGUGUGUGACCCCACCAUCAACCGAUUUUGUCAAAAACGUGUUGUAAGUUUCAAUUACAAUGGAGUUUGUGAUACACCGACAUUGGGACCAAGCUUUGAUGCAUUAGGUCGAGGUAUUCUUAAAAAAGGAGAAGUUUUCGUUUGGCCUUCAGAUUUUGAACGGCCAGUUACUGGAGAGGUCAUAGUAACGAAAUUUCCGUCCACUCAUUCUGGUGAUGCUCAAAGGUUAAUAGCCAUUGACUACAAAGAACUUCAUCACAUCAAAGAUUGCAUUGUAUUCCCAGUUGAUGGGAAUCGACCACAUUCCGAUGAAAUGGCCGGUUCUGAUUUAGAUGGAGAUGAGUAUUGUGUUAUUUGGGGCGAAGAAUUCAAAAGAAUUUUCAUCAAACCUCCAAUGGAGUAUCCGGCUGGUCAAAAUGGUACCGUUUGCGAUAACAUCACGGAAAGAGAAAUGGUUCGUUUUCAUAUGCGAUAUCUUCAAGAGUGUGCCAUUGGUAAAAUUGCUAAAGCUCAUUUAGCAUGGUCUGAUCUUAAAGGUAUUGACUCAGCUAAAUGUAAGAAGUUGGCUAUCAAAUAUGCUGGAGCAUUGGAUUUUGCUAAACAAGGAAUUGAGGAUGAAUACAGAUUUAGUAAAGAGGAUUUAUGCCCAGAAGUUCCUGAUUUUAUGCAAAGACAUGACUCAAAACCAAGCUACCAUUCAAUACGAGCUCUUGGUGCUAUCUAUCAAGUUAUUUCCCAAUUCCAAAUUUACUUGGCCGAUGAAAUCAAAGUUAAACAAGUAGUCAAACCAAAUAUUGACUUGAGAUUAGUACAUCCCCAAUGGGGAUUGUACGAAGACGCAGCGGUGUCAGCUUAUGCAAAAUACGAAGCAAUUGUUGGAUACUUGUUACACCGUUGUGAAUUUGCAUCAGAAUCUGAAUUACUUUCUCAAAUAUUUGAGAAAAAUCGCCUCUUUCGCCAAAAUUUUGAUGACAGAAUCAGAGCCAAUGACUUUGAAGACUCUUCUGUAUCUAUGGUAAAAAAGUUUCUUGUUCAAGAAAUGGAACGUGAUUUUGACAAUGGUAUCACAUCUGUCUCACCCGAAGACCUUGCUCAAGCUCGAAUGGCCAAAGCAUCAGCUUACUACAUGGUUACACUCGAAAAAGCUAAAAAUUCCAAGUUGAAGUGUUAUGGUCUUCCUUGGAUUGGACGCUACAAUGAUUAUUUCGUACAAAUGUUGAACAAUAAUGUGAACGUGUCUCAACCUCUAGUUGACUAUCAAAGAUUAGGUUAUAGACGAAUGGGAUUCACUGGAGACAAUAAUGAGAUUGAAACAUCUUGUAAAAAUACAUGGAACAAGUUGGACUAUUGGAUUCGCCAAUUCUUUGGCAUGACACAAAUUGUUGAGCGAGAUGAGCUUUACAAUCAAUUGCACAAAAUUUACCACCGAGCCAUCAUUCCUUACUGUACUGGUGAACGAACUAACGGAAGUUCGGGUAAAAUUUUGUUGAAAAUUUUCAAUGACAUUCAAGAAGAUAAUUGUUGUGGACUUGAGAUACAAAGAACCAGUGGACUAUUCUCUAGUCAUCACAACCCAAUGGGUCAAAUGGUAAUGGCCUUACUGGAACAAGAACUCUCUAACAGUUUGAUUAGAGAAGAUGACAACUCAAUUGACCUUUUCACUAACCGAUGCUUUAAAGUUCGUAUCACUGAUGCAAGAAAUGGAAGGAUCUCAGUUAUAAAUCUUGUAGAUCUGCUUAACAAACUAACUUCAGGAACUGGAGCUGAAAUAACAACUUUCGAUACUGGUGAUGUUGUCUACAUUCCUUUGGCUGUUUAUGGACCUCCAGCAUCUCUCAUGAUAGCUCAAAUUGCCGUUGGAAUUCACAAUCGCCUCUGUUCACAACAAAUUGAUCUUUAAACUAUUUUGACGAUUCAAAGUUCAGACAUUCCUGCCCUCACUGAUGCCUGUUCUGACAACGAUUUAAACUUGCUUUUUUAUUGCUGAUUGAUUUUUCAAAAAAAAGAGAAAUUAAAAAGGAUAGAUUCUCAAGUUUGUCCAAUUUAUUUAGCAGCAAAGUAAGAUGAUUGGCAAAAAUCAUUUCAUCAUGCAUGCGAUUAAUGCUUCUAAUUUUACUGGUGAUUUCAAUUUUGGUGACUCAUUCGUGAUUUUAUCUUUAUUGUUGAACAUAAAUUAUGAAUCAUUGAAAUGAGAUUAUGAUGCAACUAUUCAUCUACUUAAUAAUUGAACCUGAUUAAUUUGACACUCUUCACCCUAUUGAUUCUAAUUGUUGGUGACAUUUGACAUGUAUUUUGGUGCUGAAUUGACCUGUGUGUGACUUCCUUGUUGGUGGAAUCGAUUUGAAUCGCAAGAGUUUGAGUAACUUUCUUAACAAUUCAUGACAACAUUUUUGAUUUACUUGUUUUUAAAAUAACUUACAAUGAAUAUAUUGAAAUAUUUUACUGAAUGUCAUCCAUUUAUAUACUUAUUGGACAAAAAAUAUCUAAUUUUCCAUUUUCUUUAUUCA
Molecule: messenger RNA, 5525 nt
Organism: Tetranychus urticae (two-spotted spider mite)
Lineage: Eukaryota; Metazoa; Arthropoda; Arachnida; Trombidiformes; Tetranychidae
Source: RefSeq, a predicted model, not a curated record